AUGCUUCAAGCGAUUUCUUCUAAGUGGCUGGCUUUCAAAAGCAGACUAAAUCCAUACCCUCCGAUAUUAGAUCCACAGGAAUUUAUGACAGGACAGUGGUAUGUUGAUGUUGACCAUUAUUAUCAAAAUGGAAACAAUGUUGAAAAGAGAAAAACACUUUACAUGAAACCAUAUAGAAAGAAUGUCGGGAACGAAGUGUUUUUCAGCAUAUACAAUGUAACAGAUUCUAAUUCAAACGUUUUAUUCAGAAAAUUUAUUGCACGAUUUUUAGAUGAAAACAAAACAAUGGUAUCAUUUUCUUCUGUUUCAGAUAGCAUUGAAGAAAAUCUUGUUAAUUUUACAUUUACUAAAGAUUUUGACUCUUCCAGAAAAACUCGUGGUCCAAUACCGAAUACUGAUUGCAAUUUCUCAUUAAUUUUAGCACCUAAUGGCGUAAUGCAGUUAGUAAUUUUGAAUAAUACUUCACAAGAAUUAUAUAAUAUCGGAUUUACUCGGAAACUAACAGAAUCUGCCUCAAUACCUUUGAAGUGGUACCAUGUAGUAUCUAUUAUUGGCAUGUUUGUAGUUAUUGGCUACAUGAUCAGUCAACCAGACGCUCCAGAAGCUUGUCCUGCCUGCAAACAACAAAAACAAGAUGACGAUAAAGCUCAAGAUGCACCAGUGAAAAAGAAGUCUGAUCUCGAAAAGAAGAACGAUUAA
Molecule: messenger RNA, 699 nt
Organism: Trichomonas vaginalis G3
Lineage: Eukaryota; Parabasalia; Trichomonadida; Trichomonadidae
Exons: 1
Coding region: 1-699 (232 amino acids)
Source: RefSeq, a predicted model, not a curated record